Gavialis gangeticus (Gharial) is the source of this 1666-nucleotide messenger RNA. RefSeq names its product RWD domain containing 4 (gene RWDD4). The transcript has 8 exons. Gene Ontology annotation, molecular function: protein binding. NCBI's taxonomy places the organism in Eukaryota, Metazoa, Chordata, Crocodylia, Gavialidae. The record is from RefSeq and is a predicted model, not a curated record. Bases 65 to 628 code for a protein of 187 amino acids.
GGGCUGAGAGCGGGCGGCGGCAGGGACUUGCGGGGGGGGCUCCCCUCCCCUCCCCCCACGCGCCAUGACGGCAAACGAAGACCAGGAGAUGGAACUAGAAGCAUUACGUUCUAUUUACGAAGGAGACGAGCGUUUCAGAGAACUUAGUCCUGUUUCCUUUCAGUACAGGAUAGGUGAAAACGGAGAUCCUAAAGCCUUCCUAAUAGAAAUUUCCUGGCCAGAAACAUACCCACAGACGGCUCCAGUCAUAUCCAUGGAUGCUUUCUUCAACAACACAAUAUCUUCAUCUAUAAAGCAAAGCAUAUUGGAAAAAUUAAUGACAGAAGUGGACGUUAAUCUUGGAACUGCCAUGACGUAUACACUUUUUGAAUACGCCAAAGAUAAUAAAGAAUUGUUUAUGGAAAAUCAACCUGCUUAUGUUGCACCUUCAGGAGGCAAUAAUAUUUCAGUAGGAACUCCUGAUGUAGUCUCAUCAAGUAAGAAAAAAGACAAAAAGGAACAGUUGUCCAAAACCCAGAAACGAAAGCUGGCAGAUAAAACAGAUCACAAAGGAGAGCUUCCUCGAGGAUGGAACUGGGUGGAUGUUAUUAAGCAUUUAAGCAAAACUGGUUCUAAAGAUGAUGAAUAAAGGACUUUGAUACAAGAAAACUCCACCUUUUUAAUACAGUGCAAUUUUGGGUCAGCAUCUUUUUCUUAGUAAUUUUCUUGUUAAAGUAAAACAUUUUAUAAAGGACAGUUUCCUAACUAGUAAACCUGGCCACGUGUUUAUCCAGGUUAUUCUGGUUUUUCAUUUUUCUUCACAAAUAAAAUCUUGCCUUAAAGGAAGGUAAAAGUGUGACAGAAUAUAUUGAACUUUAGAGAGCUUAUUUGCUUUCUGUCUGUAGCAGAGAAGAAUAGGGAUAUAUGCAGUGUUAAUUUAUAUUUUACUAUUUAGUAAAAUAUAGUGAAGUCUGGUUAUAGUGAAUCCUUUGACAUUGUAAGCAUUUCCUGACACUCUUAUUCCAAUGGAAGAAAAACACUAUAACAGUGAUUAAUCACUUGACAGCAUAACUAUUAAAAAUAAACUGUUCACUCUAAAUAAAACUGUUGUUGUUUGUUUCCCUAAUUACAAGUGUAGAACAACAAUAAAACAUGAUUAUGCUGCUAAAGAUUUGUCUGAGCUAAAAUAUGUAGUCCUGUUUUAACUUAACUGCCACAAUUGCAAAUGCUAGUUAAAACAAGAUUGCAUGUCUGAGCUGUACAAUUUCAAAGUAGAAGAUAAUGAGCAGUUUUUAUACCAGUAUGUAUUCUUUGUUCUGUGCAGUAUACUAUCUGUUUUAGUCUUUCUGCCAUGUGCAUCUUUACGGAAGGCCUGGGGGUUUGAGGGAGAGAAAGUUGCUCUCCUUUUGAUAAUGAAUUGCUGUGCUGAUCUGUUCUGAUGGGCUUCUAUUUUCUUCCAUUGGGGAAACGGGUUCACCAUGCGGGUUUGUUCUCAGAAUUAUGGAAUGCUGGGGAAAAUGUCACCCCCCUGCCAAAUCUGUUGGAAAACAUUUUUGUACAGGUCUGCUGUCUUGUAUCAAAAAAGAAAAAUCCUCUUACUGUGUAAACAGUAAUUGAGUAGAAGAUGCCUUAAUGUCAUUAAAUUUUGUUUUGAGAUUGACUUUAAUAAAUACCUAUUUAUCUGCCA